CGGGUGCAGCGCGCGACUUGCGCUGAUGCGCAGACCACUCACUCAUCAGACUGCGCCUCGCUCUCUCGUACAGCCUUACCGCUUGCAUCAUAUGCUGCUGCCUGCUGUCCUGCUCGAUCACUUGCACCCACAUUCGGCCUCGUGCUCUCUUCAGCUUCAAGCCGUUUGCGCUUUACCCUCGUUCCGCAGAGCAGAUUUCAGCAAUCACUCACCUUACACCAUCUUUAGGUGGAGUCAGUAUGAACGCAUUGCAAACACACUUUUGGGCGGUGAGGGACUACCUUUCUCCCGUCUUGAGAGAAUCAAAGUUCAAAGAGCAUGGAAGAAUCACUCCGGACGAAUUCGUUGCUGCAGGCGACUUUCUCGCUUACAAAUUCCCGACAUGGUCAUGGUCACCAGCAUCGUCAUCUGCUCUCAUCGGUGCUGGCUCGGGCACUUCUGGCUCUAGUAGUGCAGACGAUGCUUCAAAGUACACGAGAGACUUUUUGCCCAAGGAUAAGCAGUACCUCAUAAGCAGAGGCGUACCUUGCUUGAGGAGAGUCAGCGCCAUGGAGAAGGCUGCAGCAGGCAGCGGAAAGGGAGCAUCAGCACCUGGCUCGAAGGAAGAUGAGGAAGUCGUGGAUGCAACAAGUGAUGACAAGGAAGGAUGGCUAGCCACUCACCUCGAUGGGGAUGGAAUUUCCUCGUCAACAAAUCCCGGAGACAUAGCCGACAUCCCAGAUGUAGACGGUGAAGUGGGAGGACUGACCGCUGGCGAAGAGGACGAUCUUGCCAAAAGGGUUGCGGGCACCUCACUAGGCGCCGACGAAGCAAAGAGAGCUGGACUAGAUGCCGCCGACGACAUCGCAGAGAUUCCAGACAUGGACGAUGAAGAUGAGCUUGGAGAGCUCGCUGGUGGGGUGGUGGAAGAUGACCCAGCCACAGCCGCCUCGUACGCCACUGCUAGCAAAGGUGCCACUGCUGGUACCUCGAAUUUGAUCAGCGUCCGUAAGUACGAUUGCCUUAUCACCUACGACAAAUACUACCAGACUCCCCGCAUGUGGUUGGUGGGCUACGACGAGUCGGGAAGGUUGUUGAAGCCGCAAGAAGUUUUCGAAGACGUCUCUUCCGAUUAUGCCCAAAAGACGGUCACUGUGGAACCUUUUCCGCACGCUCCGAUGAGCGCAGCGAGCGUCCAUCCGUGCAAGCACGCCAGCGUCAUGAAGAAGGUCAUCGAGAGGAUGGAUGGAGCUGUUGGAGCUGCUAGGAAACAACAGCUGGCAGAGAGGGAAAAGGAGGGCAAGGCUGCGAAGAAGUCGAACAAGCCUGGUUGGCUUGGAGGUAGCAGCAAGAAGAGCAGCAGUCAGAACGAGAAGGAGCCAUCCCAACCAGACGAAGAAGAGGAGAUUCCCGAGGGUCUACGUGUAGAUCAGUACAUGCUCAUUUUCCUGAAGUUCAUGGCUUCCAUCGUCCCUGCAAUCGAGAUCGAUGCGACGCAGGCAAUGUAGAAAACGACAAACGGGCAUUUGACCUCCCUCCGUCAGCAUUGCAUACAUUUCACACUUGUUCCAG
Messenger RNA from Ceraceosorus guamensis, 1551 nucleotides. RefSeq lists its product as hypothetical. Gene Ontology annotation, molecular function: Atg8-family ligase activity. The coding region runs from base 240 to 1487 and encodes 415 amino acids. Lineage: Eukaryota; Fungi; Basidiomycota; Exobasidiomycetes; Ceraceosorales; Ceraceosoraceae. The transcript is spliced from 5 exons. The record is from RefSeq and is a predicted model, not a curated record. Gene Ontology annotation, cellular component: cytoplasmic ubiquitin ligase complex; cytosol. Gene Ontology annotation, biological process: autophagy of mitochondrion; nucleophagy; autophagosome assembly.